Molecule: messenger RNA, 360 nt
Organism: Episyrphus balteatus (marmalade hoverfly)
Lineage: Eukaryota; Metazoa; Arthropoda; Insecta; Diptera; Syrphidae
Product: venom peptide MmKTx1-like
Exons: 3
Coding region: 25-288 (87 amino acids)
Source: RefSeq, a predicted model, not a curated record
CUUUGUAGGUGAUAUAUUGUCAAUAUGAAAUUAAUUUUCUCCAGUCUCUUGUUGAUAUGCAUUUUUGCAAUGGUAUUUGGUGACCGUGGCUGUACUUUCAAAGGAAAAAGCCUUAAGGUUGGCGAAAAGUACUCACCACCUGGAAAGUGUGCUACAUACACAUGCCGUGGAAAUGGGUUAAUGAAUGCCGUUGGUUGUCCAUCUACUACUGCCCCAGAUAAGUGCACAAAAAUACCACAAGAUAAUUCGAAGCCUUAUCCAGAAUGCUGCGAAAGUUAUAAGUGUUAAAUUUUGUAUCAAUGAAUUACACCGCUAAUUGAAACGUCUAUCAAUUGAAUAAAUCAAAUACCUAUGUGUUUC